AUGUCUGACCGUGAUAAUUUAGAGAGUGAAAGUGAUCAGCCUCCUGAAAAGAAAGCAAAAUCACACUAUGACACACUAUCAAGUCAUCAAACCCAACAAUCAUCACAGGGGUCACAAAAUAUUAUUAUCGAAACUGGACAUCACCAAUAUCAGUUAAACACAAGACAUAAUAUUAAUGUUAUAGUAAAUAUUAAUAAAAAAGAACGUCAAAAACGAUACAGGGAGAAGAACAGAGAUAAAUUGAAGCAGCGUGAAGCGGAAAGAAGAGAACGCAUACAAUAUUCACAAAAUAUUGCCGGACCAUCUACCUCUUCAAACACGAAUAGAAUAGAACUGAAUAAUGAAGAAAUAAUUGCUGCUCAAAGUUCAUCUGCUUCGGAAAAAAUACAACCAUCAUUUAUUCAAAGAAAUGAUCAAGGUAAUGAACUAAAUGCUCUCCAAAAAAAAAGAGAACGUCAACAAAGAUACAGGGAGCAGAACAGAGAUAAAAUGAAACAACGUGAAGCGAAAAGAAGGAGGCGUCUACAAAAUGCAGAUGUGUCGACAGAAUUAUCUACUUCUCCAAACAUCGAAUUUACAUAA
Messenger RNA from Cotesia glomerata, 582 nucleotides. RefSeq lists its product as uncharacterized. The record is from RefSeq and is a predicted model, not a curated record. The transcript is spliced from 3 exons. Lineage: Eukaryota; Metazoa; Arthropoda; Insecta; Hymenoptera; Braconidae. Bases 1 to 582 code for a protein of 193 amino acids.